Rhopilema esculentum is the source of this 4498-nucleotide messenger RNA. Its product is annotated as mediator of RNA polymerase II transcription subunit 25. Gene Ontology annotation, biological process: positive regulation of transcription by RNA polymerase II. The record is from RefSeq and is a predicted model, not a curated record. Gene Ontology annotation, cellular component: mediator complex; transcription regulator complex. NCBI's taxonomy places the organism in Eukaryota, Metazoa, Cnidaria, Scyphozoa, Rhizostomeae, Rhizostomatidae.
CAAUAUGUUGGUUAUUCCCGAACGAAAGUGAAAUCGUGGGAUGAAAGUGGCAGCGAGAAAAGUUCUACGAAGCUCUUAACUUUGAGAAAAUGACUCGAGAAGACAACUUGUUUAGAAGUCUGCAUGACUGAAGACGGGGGAACAGCUGAUGUUCACUUGAAUAAUACUAUAGCCAGAAAUAAGCUUUGAAGAAACUUCCCGAAGCAAGAUGCCUGUGGAAGCACCUAUGGAUGUCACAGAUGUUGUGUUUGUGGUCGAAGUCACAUCAAACUUCAAGCCUCACUUUGAUGACAUGAAAUCUAUGUAUAUCAAGCCCAUCCUUGAGCACUUCACAGAUAGCCCCCUUAUUAAUUCGACCAUCAAUUGGUUUGGUGCAGCGAACCUACCAACUUUAUUCACCCUCAUUGAAUACAAUAAUCAGUAUGGUAUUCAAGGCAACCAAGUCAAGUUUCAUGAACCAACGCACGAUGCUUAUAAAUUCAUGAAAACUGUCAAAGGGAUAACAUUCAUGUCGCAAGAUUCACAGAUAUGUAGCAUGCUUGGAGAGGGGCUUGCCACAGCACUACAGGUGUUCGAGGGUCUGCACGAGUAUCGCAAAGGAGAAAGGAGCAGCAAAGUUGAACGUCACUGUAUUGUGCUGACUUGCUCCCAGCCGUAUCAAAUACCAAGCCAAACUAGCCUUAGUUAUCACGGCUUUUAUCCUGAGCAACUCGCAGAAAUGAUGUCCAAGAAAGGAAUCAACUUGUCAGUAAUUUCACCAAGAAGCAUGCCAGAACUACAGAAUCUUUACAACAAGGGCUACUCAACGGAAGUCAACAUGCAAGCUAACAAAAUGAAUGCAAAGAAACCCCACCACAUGGUUCUUUUAAGGGGGUUUACCUUAAAGGAAAAGGUGAUGCAACAAGCACAAGUUCAGGCAACUCAACAACAACAGCAACAACAGGUUCCACAACAACAACCGCAACAGCAACCUCAGCAGCCACAACAACGUUCACAACAAACACAACAGCAACAAUUUCAAAUACAACAGCAACAACAACAACAACAACAGCAGCAACAACAACAACAACAACAACAGAAGGCACAUAUGUCCCAGCAACAGCAACAGCAACAGCAGCAACAACAGCAACAAGUCCAAUUACAAACACAGCAACUUCAGCAGCAACAGCAACAACUGCUUCAACAACAACAGCUACAAAAGCAGGCUCAACUUCAACAGCAAAAUGUCAACGCGCACAAUACUGAGCAGAUGCAGACAACACAGGUCCAGCCGCAACCAACAACUACACUUGGACAGCGAAGAGUUGCGUGGACUGGCGAGCUAAUGUGGAAAGAUACCCAAACAACCAAUUCUGAAACGAAAACAGAACGAAAAAUGUCCUGUAACAUCACCGUCGCACAGGAUGAUACACUGGACACAUCUGAAUGGCCUAAAAAGCUCAUAAUGAACCUGGUUCCACAAGACUGGCUGGCGAACCUGAGCACUUUGUUGCGAGAAUCAAAGACCGUCUACUUUCAUUUUUCUGACAUCAGCGACCAAGCUAGCCUGCAAGCAAUGUACAGAGUGAUGGCACCCGACCCCGCCAACAGGAACAGUCAUAAGUUGGCUGGCUGUAUCUUCCUGCAAAAUGGUGCCAGUGCAGCUGCUAAUUCUUCGCCCCAAGUUUUAUUGCUCAUUUUCAAUCCAAAACGAAAGGCCUUUGUUGGAGUGAUACCAAAAGAUCAGACCACAUUCGUUGCUUCCCUCAAGAAAACUAUUAAUGACUUCAAGAUGAAGACGAAGCAGCUUCCAAAAUUUGUCCUUGGGCAAGCCUCUCAUAUGGUGCAGCCAGCAACAACAGCAACGACCGUGAACCAGCAAAUGCGCCAGGUUGGUGCCACGACAAUCCAAGGGGCGACAAUAGCUACCUCAGCUACUCAGCUACCAACCCAAACCAUGGCACUUCAAACGGCGAGACUGGUGAACUUCUCUCAAGACCCGGGCUCAGUAACAAACACUCAACAACAGAUUAAUUUCAGUCGUAAUCAACAGCUACAGGUCGAGAACCCAAGCGCUGUUCUGAGACAGCUACUGAGCAAUCGAACCGUCAUGCAACAACAGCAGCAACAACAACAGCAGCAGCAGCAACAGCAACAACUGACUGCACAGCAACAGCAGCAGCAGCAACAACUGACGGCACAGCAACAAUGGCAGCAGCAACAACGACUUCAACUAAUGCUUCAGCAACAACAGCAGCAGCGACAAUCUGCCUCGCUUGCUUUAGUUAACGUUGCCGCUGCCCAGCAACAGCAAAAACAGCAACUACAACAACAGCAGCUCCAACAACAGCAACAGCAGCAACAGCAAAUACAACAGUUGCAAGUGAUACAAGAUGAUCCAGGGACAUUCCUGGAAUUUCUGUCGCAGUGAUGAUUUUCAUUUGAGUAUUGUCCAAACUAGAGAAUUCUUUUCCAGUUAUUUUUUUGAGGUCGGGGCUUUAGACUGGAGUAGAAAUACAUUUAUUCAGUUAUAGUUCCCUUGUAUCGGGCCUAUCCAACAGCUAACAGGGAGUGGGGGGGGGGGAGUGGUCAAGUUUGUGAGUGGCACCUACUAUUACACACUGUUUCCUCAGCCAAAACAACUCAUUUGUCAUUUAAUGCAAAAUAAGACCCUAGUUUUUCAAUAACAAAUGGCAGUUCUCAAUAUGACUGCUUUAGCAAAUGAGAGGAUCCUGAAGUGGGUAGGUUUGUAUCUUUGAUUUUUAAUCCGACCAAUGGUUGGAAUAUGUUGUGGCUAAAUGAAGAACAGUAUUGUAUAACUGACGCCGUUUCUAAAGAAAAUUAAGGAGGCGAUACUUGCAUCUCAAAUUUUGAUCACUUUGUAAGAGGGUGAAUUUCCCGUUCCCAUUCCCGUUCUUCAUCAUUAGAAUGGGGUAUGGUAUUAGUUUAUUGUAGCGAUGUUGAAUAUAUGUUAUGCAAAAGAGGAAGGGCCUAGACAUUUUUAAGGGUGCAUUGCCUUUCAACCCACUCCUGCAAAAGGUAUUAUAAGUGUGUUUCUGAUACAGCUACGUUUUCUGGGUUUGCUUGGCUUUGUCAGGGACCGCGGAAGCAGGGGGUGCUGAUGGGGUUUUGGCCCUGUCAAAAAUGUCUAAAAUUUACUUAAAACCACACAAAAAAAUACUUUGCUCUUGGUUUAUAAGAAGUUUGGCCCUCAUAAAACGUUUACGCCCCCUCCAUCUGUAAUAUGCUCCGCGUUGUCGAGACUUAAGUGUGGAUAAAUAUUUCCCUUUUAAAUGGAGGAAGUUUUCAAUUCUCUCUCUGAAUUGUAUUUCCAUUAUUUGUGAAGAACACGCAGGCUAGGUCACUGUUAAAAUUAGUUUUAGCAGUCGGGCAACCAUGAAAAGUUUUAUCGAAAAAGAGUUAGAUAUUGGCAGCGUAUUUGGCCCUAAGAAUGUGAAUUUUGGUGGUACAUUUAAGGAAAAUAUCUUUGUUAUUAGGCUUUUUCUUUUUUGCAAUUUUUCGUAUCUUGUGUGCCGUGGAGCUGGUAUAGAAUCAUCAACAUAAUUUUAAUAUUUGCAUUUAAACGCUAAUUUGAAAUUAGUAUUGUGGGUAUUGUGGGUAUCAAGUACACCAUCUUCCUGUUAAUUUAGGUAUAACAUAGAGAAGAAGAAAGGCAUGAAAAUUACAGUCAUCGAUUUAUUGUAUCAUCAAGAUAAACCUUGCCUGUUUAAGCCCUUGGCUAAUUGAACUUUCGAUUGAGCAGCAUCCAACAUGCUUGCGCAGUGAAAUAUUGUGUUCUUUUGGCCAUAUCCAAAUACACAAUGCCGAAAAUCAUCGAGCAAAACGUUAUACUUGAUGCUGCUCAAGCAAAUGCUCAAUGCGCUCUUUCAAGGCUUAAGGAGACUCCUGGGGUAGUUCGUCGACUUUCUGCCAUGUCGGUGAUCUUGCAAUGAUACAUUCAACCAGGCAGUGUAUUUUCUGUUCAAAUAACCAGAAACCCUAGUCGGCCCUUUGUGGAAUACUCACGUAAUUAUAUGUUAGCGUCCUGGGCUUGGUUCCUGCUCCAAAGAACAAAAGAUUAUAUCGUCGUCUAUUCAAAGAUUUUAUUUUGAAGGCUCCUAUCGUUCUUAUCAGAUAUCACCCAUUCUAUUCAAGAGGCUGUAGUGCCUAUUGAGACGGGGGCAAUUGCCAUAUUUUGGCAAUAGCAACCUUGAAGUACUCCUUCUUUAUGUGCAUCUAAAGAGCCUCUGUUGCAUCCCCCUAUCCAGCCAGGAAAUUUUCUCUCCUACUGCCCCAAUUAUACCUACACAAAUGCCCUCUAUGAUGGAGGUACGUAUAAGUGCAACUAAUAUUUGUCAUUUUUGUGGUAGAAUAGUGUUUAUGUUAAAGCCUGUAGAGGUGAAAGUAUUACAGUAUUUAUUGUGCGUGUCUUUUUAAUGUAUUGUCAGACGUCGAGGUAGUAGCAAUUUCAAUAACGUAUUCAAUCUUUAUAUGUCAGUAGCUACAAUUUCAUCUUCAA